AUGGCGACAGCAAGCCGUGGCAUGACUGACCAGGAACUGUUCCUGAGCAGACCUGUCCCGGAAGAUGGAGGAGACAGCCCGACUGUUGAGCCCCUGCGUAUCUUUAAGCCGACCAGCCCUCAGCCAAGCUCGCGCACUUCCUCCGCCUCUACCAGCCGGCCGGCCUUUCCUCUACCACCGGGUGCCUCCAGCUCCGCCGCGCCUCUACCAUUCCCAGACGACGACGAUAUGCACAGACCGACUCCUGCAAAGCCCUACGGGGCUGCUUAUAACGAUACCACCCCUCGUCUAGAUACAGGUUCCAUCGACAAGAGACCUGGCCUCGCCGAACGUCGUGGCGCUGCCCCCAAACUUAUCCAUUCGCCUUCAAGUCCCGACUCUGACCAAGGCUUAUUCGCUCGGCCGCUCAAGGAGCAAGCCCGCCCAGCAGCACAGCCGUCGGCUUAUUCUAACUACCAAAAUAGAACUUACUAUCCACCUCCUGGAGCCGCUGGAUCGUCAUCCUCUUCUUCGUCUAGCUCGCAGCCUCAGCCACAGUCGCAGCCGCAAUCGGCAGCUGUCAGCCAUCUGAAGCAGUCCGAUCAAGCCGUUAAUCGGUUCCCGUCAACGGCCUCAAACUCAACUACAAAGGCCACUCGCGGCUCUCCUCCGCCCCCGGAGACCCCGAUCGUCGAGCCUGGUGUCAUCCCUGGUGGAGGCAUCGAGGCUCGUUAUGCUGCUUCUGGCAUUUCUGGCACAGCAACACUUACAAGCCUUCAAGCCAGUCAAGCUCAGAGCGCCGCUGCUGCCCAGAGACUUGCGCAGUAUGGAAACCAGGCACCUCAGCCCCAACGACCAUGGACACCGACAGAGACUCCUGACCAGGCACCUUCGGGCCCGCCCACGGUCUACCAAGGUUCCAAUGUUAUAUCGAGCCCUCAGCCGCAGAGAAUUCACACUGCUCCUCCCCAGCAGCCCGCUCCGAUUCAAAACAGCCAGAGCAAUCAACAAGUUCAGGUCAGCGUUUUAGAGCAGGACUUUCAGCGUCUUGGUAACAGCUCACCACCACCGGCAUACUCCAGCGUCAAUCCAGGAGGAAACUCGUCGUACCCAAACGAAAAGCGUCGCCCUCAGCAAAACGGCAACGCUCGCCCAGCACCUGCCGCUUCGCAGCCAGCUCAGACAAACACCGCAACUUCAAGCCAAAAACCAGCGGCCUCGAAGCCUGUCGCCGCUGCCGCUGCCGCUGCCGCUGCCGGUUCUGCCACCGCCGCACAAAUUCUCUCUCCGGCUCUGCAGCAUCCUGGACACCCUGCUUUUGCAAAUGAUCCUCGGCCAGAACCAGCUGCUGUGCCCCAGCAAAACGGCGCCUCGGCCGAGGCUCAAGCAAUAGGUCCUGGGCCUGCUUCGCCGCCUCCACUCCCGGAAGGCUGGAUCGCCCAUCUCGAUCAGAACUCUGGCCAAUACUAUUAUAUACAUCUCGCGACUCAGGCUACUCAAUGGGAGUUUCCCAAAGGUCCAAACCCGAUUCAACCUGAGCAGACUCCACUGUCUCCUACCGCUUCAACAUAUGGAAAUCCGCUCGUGUCGCCCGUCUUUGGCAAACAAAGCCUGGCCUCACCCAUGUUCCCUCCCCAUACUCCGGGAUACGCGGAGAGUAUAAUGAGCGUGGCUGUUUCUCAAGCCCCAACUGCCGGAUUCUCGGGUCCUCCCCCGUCUGCAGGCGUAGACAUGUAUCGUGUUCAGCCUACAAACGGUGUCUACUUUGGCCCUUAUCUACGCUACGUCAACAUGGACAUCGAAAAGGGAAUCUGGUACGGUAGCAUACUAAUUGUUACGGACUCGCCUCAGCCGCCCACCAUUCACAUCCACCUCAGCGCUGAUUUAUCCCCAAGUCCGAGACAACUUGAGCCCCACGCCAUUUACACACAUCAAAGAUGGACAUUCUACAAGUACGAUAUCGAUCUUCAGAUGGGUGAGGGGGGCACGGAAAGAUGGACAUAUGCUGUAACCUCGCAUCUUGGGUGCACUCGAUACGAGUUUGUUGUUGCUGGUCGACACGAAACUGGUUGGAAAUUCAUUGCCCAUUCUGGAAAUGAUUUUGCGGCCAGCACAUCUCAAAAUGAGCGCGCCAAGCUCGGCGGUGUAGGAUUCAUGUGGAAAGAUGUCUUGCAGAAGAACGUCGACUGUGGGGGUUUUCACGCCCAGCUCGGGCUUGGCGAUCAGAUAUACGGAGAUCGCCUAUGGAAAGAAGUACCUCUCUUGAAGCAGUGGCUUGCCAUGAGCGGUCGCGACAAUAAAAAGAGCACACAAUGGACGGCGCGCCACGAAGAGGAUGUCUCCCAUGCCUACUUCCACUACUACACCAGUCAUUUCGAUCAGCCAUUUUUGCGCGAAGCGUUUGCUCAGAUCCCCCAUGUGCUUCAAAUUGAUGACCACGACAUAUUUGAUGGGUACGGGUCGUAUCCUCAGUACAUGCAAGCCUCGCCGGUUUUCAAGAAUAUUGGCCGCGUUGCCACGGAGAUGUAUCUGCUAUUCCAACAUCAUACCACGGUGGAUAUUAUGCGAAACGUCAGGACCGAUCACGACAUUUUCACCAUCACUGGAACAGGCUGGCAUUUUGUCAAAUACCUCGGCCCUGCCAUGGCCGUGGUUGGCACUGACUGUCGAUCUGAGCGAACGCAGGCGCGAGUAAUGGCGGGACCUACCUACCAAGGCAUCUUUCCCAAAGUGGCGACACUUCCGCCAAGCGUUCAGCAUGUGAUAUGGAUGGUAUCUGUUCCGCUCGUCUUCCCUCGACUUGAAGCCGUUGAGAGUAUUGCGAACACUGUCGCCGCAGGCAAGAAGGCUGUGAACACGACCUAUAAUAUCCUCGGCAAGGUUACGAGCUCUGUUGCUGGUGUUGUUGGCGGCAAAGAGGUAGUGGCCCAAGGCUUCUCCCAAGUCAAGAAGGCGGUGGGUAAAACUGGACUCAUGGGCAAUGUCCUCAAUCAGUUUGGAGAGCUUGAUAUCCAAGAAGUGCUCAAGGAUAUGUGGACUCACGAAACCAAGGAUUUGGAGCGAACAUACUUUAUUCGCACCUUGCAAGGCAUUGCACAGCAAAAGGGAGUUCGCAUGACAUUUCUUUCAGGCGAUGUAAAUUCGGCUGGCGCUGGCCUUGUUCACGAUCCCACACACCCCGGCGACCACAAGACCAUGUACCAGAUUAUCACCUCACCAAUUGUAGCAGCACCUCAGGGAGGCUACGUCUUGAAGCUCUUGCAUAACCAGAAGACGCUCUACGUGCCGCAAAAUGGCCAGAAGUCUACCCAUGAGGUGUCUGACACCAAGGAAGACAUGAUGGAGAUUUUCCACAAUGAUGCCAGUGGUGGCAUCCGAGAACUCAAGAAACUCAUGGGGCGCAGAAACUACGCAGCUUUCGUUGCCUACGACCAAGAAGCAAUCAUGGCCCAGAACCAGCCACCGUUCAGUCCCAACCCCAGCAUUAACAGUUCACAGCAAGGCUUGAGCAAGCUGAGCUUGGCGAUCGACUUUGUCGUGCAAGGCGACGGGCCGUAUUCAACGACUACCAAGUACGGUCCGGUGAUUAUCCCGCAUCUUGAGUUUGGAAGAUAG
Messenger RNA from Cordyceps fumosorosea ARSEF 2679, 3594 nucleotides. Its product is annotated as WW domain containing protein. The transcript has 2 exons. Gene Ontology annotation, molecular function: protein binding. Lineage: Eukaryota; Fungi; Ascomycota; Sordariomycetes; Hypocreales; Cordycipitaceae. Bases 1 to 3594 code for a protein of 1197 amino acids. The record is from RefSeq and is a predicted model, not a curated record. Gene Ontology annotation, cellular component: membrane.